AUGUCAUUUUCUUGGUAUUUGGAAAAGUUUCCUAAACUAGAAGAUAAAUUGCGUUAUGCAGCUUCUAUUAAAAUAGAUAAUAAUGAAAAACGAAAAGGACAUUUUUUUGCAUACGAUGAAGCUCUGGAGACUUUUAAAGUGAAAUUCAUAAAACAAAAUAUAACAGGAAACGUAGUUAAUAUGGAAAAUUUAAAAAUGCAAAUAAAAUUAGUACAAACGGAACGUGAUAGAAUUGAAAUCUUAUUAUCUGAAUACCUCAAUGAUCCAACAGCAUCUACCAGAAAUCAUGCAAUAAAUCAAAGAUAUGAUACAAUGUGGAAUUUAGUCAAAAUUCUCCUCCAAGAAUUUGACCAAACAAAUGAAUCAUUUUUAAAUAAACUCAAAGAAGCAAAAAGAAAUAAAAAAACAAUAGAACAUUCACAAACUAUGGAAUCACGAUCACAGCCUCAAGAAGAAUCUUCUGAUCAACGUGACAUUAUAAUGCAAGAACAACAAGAAAAUGAAACAGGUAAUAAACGUAAGCAAAAAGCUAAAAGGAUUUCUAGUUUAGAAGAAGAAACUCUUUUAGAACCUUUAAUUCUGAGUCAGAGUAAACCUACGAACGAAGAAAUGAGAGAAAAAUUAAAUACCUUAUCAGAUGAAUGGGAUUUAAGUUGA
This is a messenger RNA of Rhizophagus irregularis DAOM 181602=DAOM 197198, 657 nucleotides long. RefSeq lists its product as uncharacterized. The record is from RefSeq and is a predicted model, not a curated record. NCBI's taxonomy places the organism in Eukaryota, Fungi, Glomeromycota, Glomeromycetes, Glomerales, Glomeraceae.